AUGGCAGACAAGUUAGAAGAAUUAAUCAAGUGGUCCAAAGAAAAUGGCACUUAUAUAGAUGAUCGUAUUUCCUUCCAGAAUAUUUCAGGAAGAGGUAUAUCGGCGGUGAUCAAUGCUGACAUUAACAGUGGAGAUAAUCUUAUCAAGGUUCCCAAGGGUAUCUUUCUCACUCCAGAUCUAGCUCUUAGAUACUUCGGAUCGCAUUGGAAGACAACUCAUGAUCGUAAUGAACAAUUGCAAUUACUGUUGGCCAGACUCAAGUUCGAAAAAGAGGAUACCAUAGUGGAUGGUGUUAACAUCUCUAAGAAAAUGGCUGCAUAUAUUGAUUUCUUACCUGACCAAGGUAAGGAUAUUGGCUUGCCUUAUUUUUGGAACGAGGAAGAAAAGGACAUGCUCAGAGGUACUGAUGCCAUUAUAUUUUUGCAGAGGUUCAUGGAUGCAAUAGUGGAUGAAUGGUACAAUUCAGUGACGGGACUUGAGGGAGUGACUUUAUCCCAGGACAUGGAGAAAUUCUACAAGGACUAUAAAAAAGGAUACUAUAAAAAUGGAACGUUUGUUUUUUUGGAUCAGCCAAUCAAGUCUUGGACUAGUUUCCCGGCAUAUCUUUGGGCGCAUUGCAUAUUUGCAUCAAGAGCUUUUCCAUAUGUGCUGAUCGAUCCACAUGAAAAGAAGGUACAUAAAGCAUUUCUUUUGCCAAUCAUGGAUCUAUUAAAUCAUGAAAUUGGUUGCAAUGUUCGUUGGGACUACAAUGAUGAUGAAUAUGUUAGCUUUACAGCCCGAGAAUCGGCUGAUAGAAUGAAAAAUGGACAUGAACUCUUCAAUAACUACGGUAAUAAGCCUAACUACCAGCUGCUUUUAGGCUACGGUUUUGUUAUUCCCAACAAUACAUUCGAUAUUACUACCCUUACCUUGAAAGUAGAUAAGGAAACGGUAGAAGGAGCUCGUAUGUUUGGUGCUAAGCUACCCGAAGAUGCUUCAGAGCUAGGUAUCAAUUUUGAAAUUAGCAGACAGGACAUCUUGCCUGAAGGACUUGUAGAUUUCUUUGCAUAUGUGGUGAGACUGAAGAGUGAGGAUGGUAUGUAUACUACGAGAAUGAAGUUGGAAGGCGUGAUCAACUUGAGAGCCAUUCUUGAGACUAAGGUGAAAGUUUUCAAGAAUUUCAAGAUGCAGGUCAGUAGUUGGACCUCACCUUGUGUGGCUAGGGCGAUCAAGACAUACAGAACGUCUCAGAAAACGAUGUUUCAGAAUGCCAUCGACGAGACCAACCGGUUAGAAAAGACAUUGUUGAAGCAAUACAAGCCGCUUUCCUUUAAGGAGGUGGUCAAGCAGGACACAGUAUUUUUCAACUCCCUUCUUUUAACAUUUGGUGUGAUGAACUAUGACGAUCUUAUAAAGAAGAAGCUCUUAGAUCAGGCUGUGCUUUUAUGGAUAGUGAGGAAUGCAAACAAGAAGCAUUACAAAGACAUGGAUCAACAGAUAUUCCCCGACUUUAUCUAUGAUACUUUCUCCGACGUCAAAAAGAUGGUACCAAUUACCAAGGAGGAUGUUAUAGAGUUCAGAAAUAUAUAUAGUUCUCUCUUUCCCGCUCUCACAGAGAGAAUCCCUGAGGUUUACAACGUGGGUGAUUGGAGCCCCAGAAACUUUAUUGUGGCGGGCACAGUCUGUGAUAGACUAACUUUCAAAAGGCCAUCGAACAGUGAGGUGUUUUUCCUAGAGAAGAAGAGUAUUUGA
Brettanomyces nanus is the source of this 1731-nucleotide messenger RNA. RefSeq lists its product as uncharacterized. Gene Ontology annotation, cellular component: nucleus. Gene Ontology annotation, molecular function: protein-lysine N-methyltransferase activity; protein binding. Gene Ontology annotation, biological process: peptidyl-lysine monomethylation. Bases 1 to 1731 code for a protein of 576 amino acids. The transcript has a single exon. NCBI's taxonomy places the organism in Eukaryota, Fungi, Ascomycota, Pichiomycetes, Pichiales, Pichiaceae. The record is from RefSeq and is a predicted model, not a curated record.